GGGGCGGGUCCGCGCAGCUCGUGUACCCGCAGCGGGCGCUGAAACCCAAUAGAGCCGUGUUGACAGUCGGAGCCAGAGGAGUCUACAGCUGCGCGUCCGCACCAGAACUUAACAUAAACACUCGUAGGUGCACGCACGGCCCAAAAAUACGCAGAGAAACAGGACACUCGAAGACUGUUUUGUUUUUUAUUGUUUUUGCUUUGUUUUGUCUUUUGUUAACCAACUUUAUGGAGUGCGUCUUAAUAUUUGGGUGAUUCACGUGAGUCUGUGCAGUACUGUUUUUCCUAAUUAGGGAUUUUAUAUAAAUUGUAUAUAUUAUGCUUCCUCGGUUUGUAAUUGGUAAUUUGACGGAUACAUGUAUUAAUGCGUAACGCUAUAUUUUCUGUAUUAUAGCAGUGUUUGGAUAGUUUGCAAAAAAUGUUCUCGUGCAGCAUAGUGUUACCAUACGUUGGAUUGCCGUUCACCGCGGAAUAAUUGACUGUUCUCAAACUCAUCUGCAACUGUAACGACAAAAGAAAAAGACCAUCGUUAACAAUGUCGCACGCUGAAGUAGAAUUCGCUGCCCGUGGUUUCCCAACAUUACCUGUUGAUUUGGACGAAGACUUCGCAGCACGGGUGCCCAUGUUACGCACGCACUCUCUCAGCGCCAGAAGGAACUCGUACGUGCUUCACAAAAUCAGCGUUGAUAUCGAACCCCAAAUUUACAGUGGGGCACUCUCCCAGGCGUUGUCCUGGUCAGCCGAAAACAUAUUAGCAGAGAGAAGCUCGCUCGAGAGGAAGGACGACACUCCGCCGUCUCCAUCUCCCAUCUCCAGUCGAGACGGUAGUACCGAGACCACUGCAUCUCCCCCGGAGAAAUGGGAGGUCGCGGGACCCACUCCGGUCGCGCGGGCACCGAACUCAGACUCAGAAAACGAAGCGGUGAAGAGCCCGCCAGUUCCCCGUCGGGUGGUGGAGAGCAAGUGGGAGCUGGACGAAAAAGAGGACAUGGAGACCAAAGCCGUGGCCACCUCACCCGAUGGACGCUACCUGAAAUUCAACAUCGAGAUCGGCAGGGGUUCGUUCAAGACGGUCUACAAGGGACUGGACACAGAAACGACGGUGGAGGUGGCGUGGUGCGAACUGCAGACACGUAAGCUGACUAAGAUGGAGAGGCAGCGCUUCAGUGAGGAGGUGGAGAUGCUCAAGGGGCUGCAGCACCCCAACAUCGUCCGUUUCCACGACUCCUGGAAGUCCACCGACAAUGGCCAGAAGUGCAUCAUCCUCGUCACGGAGCUCAUGACAUCAGGCACCCUCAAAACGUACCUGAAGCGCUUCAAGGAGAUGAAGCUGAAGCUGUUGCAGCGCUGGAGCCGUCAGAUCCUGAAGGGCCUCCACUUCCUGCACACGCGUUCCCCGCCCAUCAUCCACCGCGACCUCAAGUGCGACAACAUCUUCAUCACCGGCCCCAACGGCGCCGUCAAGAUCGGUGACCUCGGUCUCGCCACGCUCAAGAGUGCCUCCUUCGCCAAGAGCGUCAUAGGAACGCCGGAAUUCAUGGCUCCGGAGAUGUAUGAGGAGAAGUAUGACGAGGCCGUGGACGUGUACGCUUUCGGGAUGUGCAUCUUGGAGAUGACCACCUCUGAGUAUCCGUACUCCGAGUGCCAGAACGCCGCACAGAUCUACCGCAAAGUCACCAGCGGUAUGAAGCCAGACAGCUUCUUCAAAGUAAAAGUCCCUGAACUGAAGGAGAUCAUCGAGGGCUGCAUCCGUAUGAACAAAGAUGAAAGGUACACCAUUCAGGACCUGCUGGAGCACACGUUCUUCCAGGAGGACAACGGCGUGCACGUGGAGCUGGCCGAGGAGGACGACAUGCACAAGUCCAGCCUCAAGCUGUGGCUGCGCAUGGACGACACCAAGAAGCUCCACGGCAAGUACAAGGACAACAACGCCAUCGAGUUCCUGUUCGAGCUCUACAAGGACGUGCCCGAGGAGGUCGCCCAGGAGAUGGUGGUGCUGGGUUUCGUGUGCGAGGCCGACUUCAAGCUGGUUGCCAAGGCGAUGCGGGACCGCGUGACGGCCAUCAAGCGUCUGCGGGAGCGCCAGCGUCGGCAGAACGAGGAGCAGAAGCGCCGCCUCCAGGAGGAGACCAUCGAGGAGGAGCCUGAGCCCCUCUCCCCAAAGCCCAUUGGCCAGCCCCAGAAUAGCCCCUCCCACUUCCCGGCACAAACCACGCCCACACAUGCCACGCCCACGCCUCCUACUCCUAUCCCGCUGUCGCCGGAGCCCGCCCCCCUGGCGGUGAGCGGGUCAGUGGACUCGGCCGUUUCCAUGGUGAACGGGUCGCUGGAUUCUGGGCUGAACGGGGCCUUUCCCCUCGAGUCAGAGGAACCGGAAGCGGACCAGCACUUUCACUUCAGACACCUCAGCUGCUCCUCAGCCAACUCUGAUUGUGAGACAGAUGGCUAUCUCAGCCCCUGCGGGCUUCAGGACACCCUGGAGGUAACCAACGGCAACAGCAGCACCCCCCCGGCCCCCUGCACCCCACUGAUUCCACAGUCUCCCCCCGACCAGCCCAUGCCAGGACCCGGCCACCCGAUGCCAGCUCUUCGUUUCCCAUCGAGCAUUGCAGUGUCCUCUAAAACUCACACACACUCUGGACUCGGAAGUGGCUUCAACUCUCCAGGAGACAGUUAUGCGUCUGAUGUGACCUCGGGCUUGAGUGACGGGUAUGAGGGCCAAUCGGAAAAGGCCAUCAAGACAGCCGCUAGGAAGACGGCAGCAAAACUGUUCAGAAGGAGGGCAAGGUCCCGCCUCCGCAUCACUGGGCUAUCUGAUAAAGUGGACCGUGUUGUGGAAUGUCAACUGCAGACCCACAACGACAAGAUGGUGACCUUCAAGUUUGACCUGGACGGGGACAGCCCUGAGGAUAUUGCAGCCGUCAUGGUGCACAAUGAGUUCAUCCUCCCUUCUGAGCAGGAGGGGUUUAUUCACCGCAUGUGUGACAUCAUUAAACGGGCGGAGUCUCUGAUGGAGAAAGACGCUUUGGAUCUCCAAGGCGACCACGGCAUGAUGCUCCCCCCUUACCUGACGGAGACAGGACUUCUUUCCGCCUCACAGCCAAACCUGCAUAGUCACAGUCUGGCACGGACACACUCCUCCUCCUCUCUCCCAGCUGACUUUGGCAUAGUGGGCCCGGACGCUGGUGUGCACACGCCUCCCCAGAGCCAGACUCCUGACGCCAUCAUCGCUCCGGUGCGGCCCCUCUUACGCUCGCAGUCCUUUCACAACAGCGCAGGCUCUGCUCCUCAUUACCAUCACCACCCGGCCUCGCUGUUCUCCCCCGACCCCAUGAUGCCUCUCUCCAAGCUGGCCCACCUGCAGCACUACCACAUGUCAGGCCUCCUGGGCGGCACCCACUUCCCUUUCCCUUACCCAAUCAGCCACCCAGGUGCCCCCGAAGCCCCGCCCCCAGCCACGCCCACCUCCGCCGUGCCCAAUCAGAUCCUCGGCGGGUGCAGCACCCUCUCCCCCCCGCCGCCUCCGCCUGCUUCCGGCUCGCCCGUCCCUCCUAUCCCAGAAUCCCUCGGUGUGGACGGUAGCCCCCUGUCCCCGCCGCCGACCCCCCACACGGUGGGCGCGCCGGCUAUGUGGUCACCGCACCCGCAGUCGCUCUUCUCGCUGGCCAACAUGCUCUCCAUGGCCAUGAGCAUGGCACACUCCUUCAUUCCAGGCUCCACCCUGGCACAGGCCCUGCCAGGGCUGUCUGGCUUCCACCACCCCCCUCAGCUCACUCACCACAUACACCACCAGGUGGCGGGGUACCCGUACAUGUACCCCCACAUGCCCCAGUACCCCCCAGCCAUGCCCGCUGACUCUGGGUACCCCCCAUCUGUUGGGUCGGAGUACCACCACACCCACGAUGCCCACUUUGGGUAUGGGUCCGUGCCCAGGGGGCACAGCCCCACCCCACAACACACUGUGUCCCCGACGCCCUCUGAGGUGCACCCCUCGACCCCUACCCCUCUGUCCCCACAGCGGGGCGUGUCCUACUGCCCCUCCCCUCUGCCCCAGGAGCUCCCUCAGGUGCACACACACCCAUUGUCAGGGCAACACCAGGACCAAUCAGAUGGCAGCCGCACUCCAUCGGCUCUGUCGUCCCCAUUGAUGACCAGUCCAGAGAGCACAAUGUCCUCGUCUAGCCUGCGAUCUCUGUCGCCCCUGGCAACGGCGGAACCAUGUGGCCCAUUGUCCGAGAGCAGACCAUCCCUGGAGUGCAAUGAACCAAAGCAGACUGUGACGGUCGGCCGCUUCCAGGUCUCCCCCAGCAAGGAGGUGCCAGUGAGAACCACACCCAUACCCACUGCCUGUCCAAUCACAUCUGCUGUUGACCAAAGCCCGCCCUCUCUCACACGUAACCCCACCCCCCGAAAUCAGCCCCAGAGGGCUGCGAGGAAACUCCCCUCCCCCCUCAGCCUUCCCCCGGCCCAGCGCACCCAAGCGGGGUCCCCCCCAAACCAGGAGCACAUGACAGGGUCCCCCCUCUCCCAUACUCUUCUGACAGGGUACCCCCAGAACCAGCAGAGCGUAACAGGCCCUCCCCAGGGAGAGUGCCUCCUGCUGGGCAGUAGUAUUGAGCAGGCAGCCUUCCCUCCUCUGGAUACAGGCCACAUCCGCCUGGAGACCAAAGAUGAUGAUGAUGAUGAUGAGGAAGAUGACGCGGAUGAAGAGGAGGGUGGUGGUGUGGAGCGAGAUGAGGAAGAGGAGGAGGUAGAGGAUGAGGAAGAGGAGGCGCAGGAGCAACGGCGCAGGAGGAAGAGGGGUCGGCGACCGGAGCUGAGUCUGAGCCUCCUGGGGACGUCGGUGGACAGCGGCUUCUCCGUCAACAACGUCCCCGACAGCGAGGGACGCAUGUGGGAGGAGCAAGGGGGAGGAAGGGGCGGGGCCCGAAACCCCCUGUAUGCCACGCCGCUCCACCACCUGUGGAUGAGCAACAUGCGCAGCUCCUCCUACUUGAGCAGCAACGAAUCAGAGAGCGAGGUGGAGGAGGUGUGGGAGGAGCUUCAGGAGAUGAGAGAGAAACACAUGAGUGAGGUGCAGUCUCUCCAGUCGGUGCAGAAGCAGGAGAUCGAGGAGCUGUAUGAGAGGAUGGGGAAGGUGCCCCCUGCCGGUAUCGUCUCUCCGGCCGCCAUGCUGUCCAGUCGCCAGUGGCGUCUUUCCAAAGGAGGUGGCUACCCGCCCUCCCGCCGAGACAGCCUCCAGAGGCUCGACAUCCUGCCUCUGACAGGUAUUGUGAGGAAGAGCUCCUUCAGUGGCAGUAGCACCAGCAGCACUAGCAGCAGCACCAGCAGUCGAAGCACCUCCCAGGAGCGCCCCAGCAAAAGCAUGACCUUUGCCCCCGACUUCGCCCGCAUGUAAGAGCCCAGCUUCACGCACUCUUAACAAGAAUGGACUACCUCAUCCAGAGCAUUCAGUCUCCCAUGAGCCUGUGCGCCAGCGCUGGAGGAAGUGAUGUCAUAUGUAUGAGGAAAUGGUAUCCAUUGUGAUGCUUUUUUGUUUUGUCCUCCUCUGGACCGACUGUCGUCCUCACUGCCACAUAUGGACACUUGUCAAGGCCCGCCCCAUGACCUCACAGGAAACACACCCAGGUCAAGUCAAAGCCCGGGUUUAAGUACCUCUCUUAUCUGCCCUUUGCGGAGUUGCCAUAGCACACGCAGGAGGUUGAUGGAAGACCCAAAGAGUUCAGAGUGUACAGAAGGAUAACCCAUGCAAUCCCACGUGUUCCGCCUGAAGGCCUGCAUGCAAUAAAUCCUGCCUAAAUCAUAGCUUUAGGAAGGGCUGCACUCCGCAAUCCAUGUUCUUCUGAAGAGGGGCAGCCCAGUGUGUGUUUGUCUCUCCUGCUCCCCUUUGAAGUUUCUAAGAGCUCAAGGAAAGGGUGAUGAAGAGAGAAUGUGUCUCGCUGAGGCCCUUGGCAUCCUUCAAGGUCUCCUGUAUAAAUGUUACUUUUCUUUGCACUUUUCAAGCCUGUGAUGAUGGCGACUAAUCAGGCAUGUUUCAUUUUGUGCGUGUGUGUGUGUGUGUGGGUGCGUGUCUGAGUGUGAGUGUGUAGAAAAAGGGAGAAAGACUAAAGUCUAUCUGCAGAUAAAAAUCAUUUGUACUUUUAUUAUUUUGCUUGUUAUUGUGCUGUAGAAUUAACAAAUGAAUCCCAACAGCAAAGAAGUGAAAUUAGAUGAACUAUACCUGUGUAUAUUUGUGAUGGAUGUUGCUUGUUACAGCCACAUAUAUAUUUGGGUUUGGUUCAAAGCAAUGAGCAAGCAUCCAGAUAUCACUUGUCUUUCGUCUUCUUGAGACAUAUAUUCUGUCUUGAUUAAUGUUAUCGUAAUUUUUUUGCAUAGUGCAAAGUUGAUAAAUGAUUACAUUGUUCAUUAAUGUAAAUAUUUCUCACACCAUAGCGUAUGAAUAGGGGCACUGACUUUUACAAAACUUCAAUAUAUAUCACAUCGACUUUAGUUUGUGCUCAGUUUGCAAUACAUUAAAACAGUUAAAUACAUAACCUCUUACCAAUUGCACAAUCGCUCAUGAUCAGAGAACGAUUAACCAGACGUACAAUCAACAUCCGCAAAAUAAUGGUUUCAUUGGGAAAACCAUGCACCUUCUUCGCACUUUGGAAUAAAUCAACUGCCUUUCCAGACUAUGUAAAAAAAAAAAUCACCAUUAAGGUGACUGGUUAAAGUCAGACAGUA
This is a messenger RNA of Clupea harengus (Atlantic herring), 6722 nucleotides long. It is a transcript of the gene wnk4a, whose product is annotated as WNK lysine deficient protein kinase 4a. Gene Ontology annotation, biological process: protein phosphorylation. Gene Ontology annotation, molecular function: ATP binding; protein serine/threonine kinase activity. The record is from RefSeq and is a predicted model, not a curated record. Lineage: Eukaryota; Metazoa; Chordata; Actinopteri; Clupeiformes; Clupeidae.